Molecule: messenger RNA, 2097 nt
Organism: Fukomys damarensis (Damara mole-rat)
Lineage: Eukaryota; Metazoa; Chordata; Mammalia; Rodentia; Bathyergidae
Gene: Amhr2
Product: anti-Mullerian hormone receptor type 2
Exons: 12
Coding region: 1-1947 (648 amino acids)
Biological process (GO): cellular response to growth factor stimulus; protein phosphorylation; BMP signaling pathway
Cellular component (GO): signaling receptor complex; plasma membrane
Molecular function (GO): transforming growth factor beta receptor activity; ATP binding
Source: RefSeq, a predicted model, not a curated record
AUGCCUAACUCCAGCCAUCUCUCCCAGAGACUGGAUAGGACACAGGGGGUGGAGUUGGGGACGGAGGGCUUGGAAGCUCCACUGUGUCCUGCAUCUGAAGAAAGCUUUGGCCAGGGGCAGCUGUCCUGGCUUAUGUCAUUGUCCUCCUUCUGCCAUCCUUCAGAGGGAUGCUGGGGACACUGGGGCUCUGGGCAUUGCUCCCUGCAGCUACGCAAGGCGACUAUUUUUGUCCCUGCAUUCACUCCCUUCUUAAAUCCUCCCCUUUCCUCAUCUUGGGCCUCAGCACCCCCAAACAGGCGGAUCUGUGUGUUCUUUGAGGCCCCUGGAGUGCAGGGAAGCACAAAGACAUUGGGGGAGCUGCUAGAUGCAGGACCAGGGUCCCCCAGGGUUAUCCGCUGCCUCUACAGCCGCUGCUGCUUUGGGAUUUGGAACCUGACCCAAGGCCGGGCCCAGGUGGAGAUGCAAGGGUGCCGAGACAGCGAUGAGCCAGGCUGUGAGUCCCUCCACUGUGACCCAAGACCCCGAGCCCGCUCCAGCCCUGGCUCCACUCUCUUCAUCUGCUCCUGUGGCACUGAUUUCUGCAAUGCCAACUAUAGCCGCCUGCCACCCCCAGGGAGCCUGGGGGCUCCUGGUCCUCAGGGCCCCCAGGUCGCCCCAGGUGAGUCCAUCUGGAUGGCACUGGUGUUCCUGGGGCUGUUCCUCCUCCUGCUGUUGCUGGGCAGUAUUGUCUUGGCCCUACUACAAAGAAAGGCUCGCAGAGUGGGAGGUGGGCCAGAGCCAGAGCCAGACUCAGACAGAAACUGGAGUGAAGAGCUGCAGGAGCUGCCCGGGCUGUGUUUUUCUCAGGUAAUCCAGGAAGGACGUCACACGCUAGUAUGGGCCGGGCAGCUGCAAGGUGAGCUGGUAGCCAUCAAGGCCUUCCCUCCAGGGGCUGUGGCCCAGUUCCGGUCUGAGAGGGCGAUGUACGAGCUGCUGAGCCUACAGCACGACCACAUUGUCCGCUUUAUCACUGCUGGCCAGGGAGGCCCUGGCCCUCUCCCCUCUGGGCCCUUGCUGGUACUGGAACUACACCCUAAGGGCUCUCUGUGCCACUACUUGACCCAGCACACCAGUGACUGGAAAAGUUCCCUGCGGAUGGCAGUAUCCUUGGCCAAGGGCCUGGCAUUUCUGCACGGGGAGCGCUGGCAGCAUGGCCAGUAUAAACCAGGCAUUGCCCACCGUGAUCUGAGCAGCCAGAAUGUGCUCAUUCGGGAAGACGGGUCAUGUGCCAUUGGAGACCUGGGCCUUGCCUUGGUGCUCCCCGGCCUUUCCCAGCCUCCCACCUGGGCUCCUGCUCAGCCUCGAGGCCCAGCUGCCAUCAUGGAGGCUGGCACCUACAGGUACAUGGCGCCAGAGCUCUUGGACAAGACUCUGGACCUACAUGACUGGGGCACAGCCCUCCGGCGAGCAGAUGUUUACUCUCUGGCUCUGCUCCUGUGGGAGAUCCUGAGCCGGUGCCCAGAUUUGAGCCCUGACCGCAGGCCACCACCCUUCCAGCUGGCCUACGAGGCAGAAGUAGGCAGUGCCCCUACCACCUGUGAGCUCUGGGCCUUGGCAGUAGAUGAGAGAAGGCGCCCUUACAUCCCAUCUACCUGGAGCUGCUCUACCACAGACCCCGGUGGGCUGAGGGAACUCCUAGAAGACUGCUGGGACGCAGACCCAGAAGCCCGGCUGACAGCUGAGUGCUUGCAGCAGCGCCUGGCCACUCUGACCCAUCCUCGGGAAGCUGACUCCUUCCCAGAGGGCUGUGAGCUUGUCUGCUCACCUCGCUGCCCAGAAGACUAUCCCUCUCCUCCGGCCCCUGUUAUUCUCCCCUGCAGGCCUCAGCUAAGUGCCUUCCACUCCAGCGUUCAGCAAAGCCCUGACUCCAGGAAUUCUCAGCCUGCCAGUGCCAUUUCUCUUGAGUAAACUUGCAGUUUAUGUGGAAUCUUGUAUUUUCAGACGUAAAUGUGGUGAUCAUGUACUGCAUGGACUGCCUUAUCAUGGCUUUCCCAUUUACUAAAUCCUUGGAUUCUUCUGUGGUACCAAGUCCACAGUGGUCCUGACCAGUAUGUAGAG